CAUGAGAGAUACAUCUCCUUUCUUCUCCCAUAGAGGACGACACAUAUUUGAUUGCAAUUUUGAGUCUCCUUGUGAGCUGGAAUAUUCCCUUUCCUCGAAAGAUCAGGAAAGCUCCAACAAAGCUUGGCUGAGAGUGAGUGCAGAGGAUAUCUCACAGCUGAACAUUCCGGAUGGACCAGAGAGAGAUCACUCAGAGAAUACACCAAAAGGUUAUUUCCUGUUCCUUAAUGCAUCUGAGAGCCCUGUCAUCCUGAGCCCCUGGCUGAGAAGCAGCAGUGACCAAUGCGUAGUUCAAGUGGCUGUUUAUAAGUUUUUCCAGCAGAGUGGAGAAUAUAUUGUUCGGAUGCUUCCUAUUGACGAAAGCAGCAGUGAAAUUUUGACAGAGCAGAAUCCAGAAAAACAUGGAUGGGUGCUGCUUCAAAGAAGAGUUGGACAUAUAGAGAAACCAUUUCGGAUCUCAUUGGAGUACAUUGCUAAUGGGAACAAGAGCAUAGCAGCUGUGGAUUCCUUUGCAAUGAAGAACUGCACUACAGGAGCUGCUUCUGUCUCAAAAAUGGCUCUGGAAGGCUCCUUCAGCUGCUGGAAUGGCACAUCAAUCAGGCUGGGCCAGGCGUGUGACUUCAUCAGAGACUGCACUGAAGGAGAAGAUGAGGGAGCAAUGUGCAGAAAACUUCCUUCUGGCUUUUACUGCUCAUUUGAAGAAGGGGACUGUGGCUGGAUGGAGGGCUCAUCAGCACCCCGUGCUUCUCCAUGGCGAAUUGGGAGCCUGGAGUACAACCAUUUUCCUUCAGUUGAAGAUUUUGCCCUGAUCCUUGACACCAGCAAAGCAACAGCAGGAGCAAGCACUGUAAUGACCAGCGCUACAUUUCCAGCCCCAUUGAGGAACUCCCCCUGUGAGCUACGAAUGUCAUGGCUUAUCCGUGGUGUCUUGCUGGGAAAUAUAUCCUUGGUGCUGGUUGAGAACAAGACAGGGAAGGAGCUGAGCAGGACAUUCUGGCAUUCAGCAAACAACGAAGGUUUGGGAAUAUGGCAGUGGUUGAUCAUACCUCUCCCAGAUAUACUGGACAGGUUUUGGUUUCAGAUCAUUGCUUCAUGGGAAAGAGGAUCCAAUGCCGUUAUUGCUUUUGACAAUGUCUCCCUUAGUCUGGACUGUUUUUUAACAAUCAAUGGAGAGAAGAUACCUCGAAGUACUACUCCAGACUCAAGCAAUUUGCUCACCAGUAGAAGAGGCCCGAAUAAUUUUGGAUGGGAACAAAAACUUCUGGGAAAUCUCCAACUCGGCACCGCCCCCAUUUCUGGUCCAGCAGGUGGUCACAACCAACCUGGAGGUGCACCACAGACCUACCUGGAGAAGGGGGGCUAACCAUGG
Molecule: messenger RNA, 1369 nt
Organism: Lagopus leucura (white-tailed ptarmigan)
Lineage: Eukaryota; Metazoa; Chordata; Aves; Galliformes; Phasianidae
Product: ALK tyrosine kinase receptor-like
Exons: 11
Coding region: 2-1363 (453 amino acids)
Cellular component (GO): membrane
Molecular function (GO): protein binding
Source: RefSeq, a predicted model, not a curated record